AUGCUCUACAAACUAUUUCCACGAUUGCGCCUGCCCGAUGCUUCCUCGCCAGCUCGAUCGCGCGAUUCAUUCGUCUAUAUAGAUCGAGGCAUGAGCGUAGUCGGCUGGAUGCCACCAAAAAAUCCCUGUGGACGCUACAUCUAUCGCUUGUGGUCAGCAUUUACGACACUCUUCAUAAUCAUACUACUGGAUGUCUCUUUGCUGAUUAGCUACAGUGAGCUGAGCAGCUUCACGGCUAGGCAAUUUCUCACCUCGUUGCAAGUGGCCUUCAACUGCUUUGGCUGCAGCAUCAAGGCCAGCUACACCUUUGCCGGCGUCAGGCGCUUAAAGCUGGCCAAGAAGAUACUGGAUCGCUUGGACUCGCGUUGCGAGACCUCAGAGCAUCGCCUCCAACUGCAGCAGACGGCAACGCUGUGCAAUCGAAUAUACAUGACAUACUGUGCGAUGUAUUUGCUUUACUCGAGCUCCACGUUUCUGGGGAGCAUGUUCUUCGGUCGCCUGGCGUGGAAUCUCUACAAUCCGCUGGUGGAUGCAGAGAGAGGUCUAUUUAGCUUUUGGCUGGCAGGAAUUUUGGAAUUUCUAUGGAUGACAGGCGCUGUGGUGCAGGAUCUAAUGGCCGAUGUCUAUCCGAUUGUAUAUUUCUUAGCUAUUCGAACUCACAUUAAAAUGCUUAAGGAGAGAUUAAGAAACCUGCGCAUGGAUACGAAUAUGUCCGAGGAGGAAAACUACAAGCAGCUCAUCAGAUGUAUUGAGGAUCAUCGUUUGAUAUUGGACUACUGCAACACCCUGCGACCCGUUGUCUCUGCUACAAUUUUCGUUCAGUUUGUACUCAUUGGCAUUGUCAUGGGCCUCUCGGCGAUCAACGUUAUUUUCUUCUCCAAUUUCUGGACUGGCCUGGGCACUGGCAUAUUCAUGUUCGACUUGAUACUGCAAACCUUUCCCUUUUGCUACAUCUGCAAUAUGAUAUACGACGAUUGCUACGAAAUGGCCAAUUGUCUCUUUCACUCCAAUUGGCUAACUGCGGAUCGUCAAUAUAGGACCACAUUAUGUUUUUUCCUAAGCAAUGUGCAGAAACCGAUUAUUUUCACAGCCGGAGGAAUUUUCGUAAUAUCGACUUCGUCAAAUAUAGCUGUUGCUAAAUUGGCGUUUUCUGUUGUCACAUUCGUUAGACAGUUGAACAUUGCCGAAAAGUUUUAUGACUAA
Messenger RNA from Drosophila arizonae, 1203 nucleotides. RefSeq names its product odorant receptor 42b-like. Gene Ontology annotation, molecular function: odorant binding; olfactory receptor activity. Gene Ontology annotation, cellular component: plasma membrane. The record is from RefSeq and is a predicted model, not a curated record. NCBI's taxonomy places the organism in Eukaryota, Metazoa, Arthropoda, Insecta, Diptera, Drosophilidae. Gene Ontology annotation, biological process: detection of chemical stimulus involved in sensory perception of smell; sensory perception of smell.